Molecule: messenger RNA, 1629 nt
Organism: Paraglomus occultum
Lineage: Eukaryota; Fungi; Glomeromycota; Glomeromycetes; Paraglomerales; Paraglomeraceae
Source: the annotation of a GenBank genome assembly
AUGACAUCGCUUCAACAAACACCGCAACAACCGCAGCCUAUAGUGCAGCACCAGUCUUCCACUCAUAUGAUGAAGACUACACGCUCGGGACGGCCUUUUGCAAAGGACAUUCACGACCUAUAUGCUGCGUUAAUGGUCUCACUACCGAUGGACACACACAGGCACAUGUUUCGCAGUUACCCACAUAGUUUUACCACGGAAGAAGCGAUUAACAACCUUGGCUCGCUAAAAUUCACCCAAUCACAUCGUAGCCAAGAUGCAAGAGACCCGUUGCGAAUACUAUUCGAGAACGUAUUAGACUCGAGCAAUCGCUCAUUCAAAGACAAGUGUCUAUAUUCACUCACUUCCAAGGGGCUCUACGUUCUCGAACAUUUUAUAACCAAGAAUCUCAUAGCUUCCAAUCAUUUAACGAAAUUAUUCGCUGCUCAAGCUGCCCCGAUCAAGCUAUUCUAUCUCGAAAGAACCGUGGAGACCGAUUCACUCGUUUUAAAUAAACAAACUUUAGUGCCCAUAUUUAGACGGUUUGCUGGUCAACGUCCAAAUCUGCGAGGUGAUCGUAAUCUAGGUAUUGAAUUGCGCGAGAAAUCCAGCAAUCGAACAUUGCUGCUUGUUUUUCAAGGAGGAAGUGCAUGUGACUGGCUCUGUGACUUUACAACAGUAGUCACACGUGAAGAAGCGGUAAAAGUAUUUAAUGAAUUCUUACGUAAUAAGCUUGUUGAACCAAUUCCCGACAAGAGAUCAUCCGAACGAAGAGACAACGAACUUCGAUACUCGAAAACGACGUUUUAUAGACUCAGCGAAGAGGGUCAACGAAUAGCUGGAUGGGAUAUAUUGGAUAUUACAACCGUCCACACCGAUAACGGCAGUAAUAGAAAUAAACUGAAAGAGUUGUUGAGUUAUGGAAAUAUCCGGCCGGCAAUUAUCAACAAGGACAAAGUCGCUGAUCGAGCCACCGCUCAGUCAUUGUUAGACAAAGAGAAAGUCAAUACAAAACCAGUGAGGAAACACAGAAACUCGGUCAGCGCAUUGCCUCAGUAUAAAGAGUCGAAUAACAAAAAGUUACAACAGAUUUUGGAGGAUCAGACGCUGAGCACGCUGUUUAUGGACUUUUUAAAGUCUAAAUUAUGCGAAGAAAAUUUAUUAUUCUUGCUUGACAUAAAGCAGUUGAAGCAGAAAUAUUCACGUGAUGCCAAUGAAGUGGGAGAGAUACAGGAUCCGAUGGAGAAACAGAGAUUCAUUGCUGAUGCGUUUAGGAUUUAUAAUACGUUUCUCGCUCCCGGAUCGGCUAACGAAUUGAACAUUGAUCACACAUUGAGACAACAUUACAACCAGAUAAUAACGACGAUUGUUUCACUUGAUGCGGAUGCAAACACUUCAGAAGUUCCCAAAUCUGUAGUCACCAUUAAUUUGUUCAAUAAGAUAGAAGACACAAUUUUCCGUCUGAUGGCCUCUGAUUCAGUACCCAAAUUUAUAAGGACAGAAAGUUAUAUUGCUACCUUGUACGGUAGACAGAGUCACGAUACGGUCAAUAUCAAUGACGCAGAUAGAACCCACAGACAUACGAACUCUUUAGCUACGACAGCUCAUGAUUUAGCUGAGCCUAUUACUGUUAGUGGCGAAGCAGUAUGA